This is a messenger RNA of Thermothelomyces thermophilus ATCC 42464, 2012 nucleotides long. RefSeq lists its product as uncharacterized. The coding region runs from base 491 to 1720 and encodes 409 amino acids. The record is from RefSeq and is a predicted model, not a curated record. The transcript has a single exon. Lineage: Eukaryota; Fungi; Ascomycota; Sordariomycetes; Sordariales; Chaetomiaceae.
CGACAAAAAAGAUAUAACUAAAGACAAAGAAGGGCAAGCCAGAAACAACCCUGAGCCUUGCCUGCAGCUCGAACCCCAGAAGGUGGGGGGCCAGCCACAGCAGUUACAGUACGUCGGAUACGCAACAGCAAGGCGGAGCAACACCUCGGAUACCCAGCUUCUUCGAUACACAAGCACGGAUCAGCUACUUCACAGUAACCUCGAAAGCGAAACAUUAAGUCGCUUCUUUCCAUAUUUAGCCAGGACCAUCAGGUACUCGAAACAGCAACCCCAAGGGAUCCACCGCCCCUCAUCUCGUCUUAUGUGGAAAGCACAUCAACCCCACAGAUCGAUGCCGAGAGAGAGAGAGGAGGAGUUCGUGAAGACUAGUUGUGUCAACAUCCGUCAACAGGAGACAUCUACGGCCUCGCCGACCAUACCAGCAUUUCGUGCUUGCUAACCCAAGCACUCAAAGAAAUAUCCGAAGCCGCUGGUCCAGCGAACAGCAGCGAUGGCUCAGCCAAUGGGCCUCACGGCCUCAGACAUAGAAUUCGCCGAAGCUACGCCAGAGCAGCGGCGGAUCUCAUGGGAGCUGUGCAGUCGAAAAUGGGCGGCCCCUAUGUCCGUCGACGAUUAUGUUGAGCGGGAGCAACACAUGGCGGAACAUGAGCUCAACCGGGAUGGGGGCUGCCGAUAUUGGGUGCUCUACCUCAAGGGUUACCCCAGACAGGUGAUUGCCAGUUGCGAGACAUUGCGAAAGCCGAUGUUUAUCGCCGACUGCGCCGAGAGACGUGUCCGCGAGGCCCACGGUUACGUCGUCACCAACGUCUAUACCAACCCGACCUACCGCCGGCAGGGAAUGGCCGCCUUCCUGCUCCGGCGCGUCCAGGAGCGAAUGGACGCCGACAGCGACUGCAGCGUGCUAUACAGCGACAGCGGGCGGAGCUACUACGCCAGCCUUGGCUGGCUACCCAUCACCAGCCACCAAGCGACCCUCACCCUGCUCCCAUCGACCUCAUCGUCACCAUCAACAACCCCCUCAACCCCGCCGCGGCGGCCGCAAACCCGGCCUCUUAACCUCUCCGAGCUUCCAGAUCUCUGCCAGAAAGACAUUGCCCACCUCACUAGGACCCUCACCUCCCUCGUGACCGCCACCGCCGCUAGCAACAACAACAACACCUCCAUCUGCUUCUUGCCCACCUACGCGCAGAUCUCCUGGCACCUCGCCCGCGCCAAGUUCGACGCGCUCAAGAUCCUCCCCUCUACUACCAUGGCCACUACCCCGCUGACCGUAGGCGCCGUGACGCUCCCCUCCCAACAGGGCGUCGCCUGGGCGUGCUGGUCUCACGACUGGCGCAACAAGCGGCUGCGGGUGCUGAGGCUGGCGCGUGAGGGUGACAGCCGAGUCGAGGGCGGGGCGGGGAAGGAGGAUGAGGUGUUGGAGGAGGUGGAGGAGGGAAGCGACGUGGCCGUGGACGAGACCGCGUGCGUUGACGUCGCGGCGCUGCUGGAGGCGGCGGUGGCCGAGGCGCGGCAGUGGGGGUUCCUGGAGGUGGUGGUGUGGAAUCCGAGCGACCUCGUCAAGAUGGGCUGCAAGAGCGUGGGGAACGCGCUUCCGGAUGAGGUCAAGGUGGUAUUUGAGCAGCGCGUGGAAGGGUGUGUGCCGAGCCUGAGGUGGAAGGGAGGGAAGGUCUUAGCGGGCGUGGUGUGGGAGGAGAAUCAUGGGUAUUGUGGGUGUUGACGGCAGAGCGGGUGGAUCGAAGCAUGGUUAUGCUGGAAUGCUGGGAUGCUGGAAUGGGCUCGCUGCAGGAUGAGAAGAAAGCUGUGCAGGCGACCCAGCUGGGAGCCUCACCACCCAUCAAUUUUGGCCUGGCCGGCCAGGGCUGGAAAUGGGUGAAGAGUAAGUACCUAGGCUUGUCAGCUGGGUGUCAAGACCCGUAGCAGACUGAGCAAGCCUUGGCGCUGCGUGUUUUUGACCCCCUUCUGAUUUCUGUCUUUCUUUAGUGCUUUCUUUCUUCCUCUUUUUCUUCUCU